AAAGCAACAUUUUGUUGAAUAAGCUCUUUGAACUGAUCAUCAUUGUUAUGAAUAAUAUUAAUUGAAUCUGUUUUUUUCUUUAUGUUCUCGGAUUUAAAACAAUAUGAUAUGUAGAAGUGUUAUGAUCUGGAACUUGGAUUUCAUGAGGCGCUGAAGCAGUACAGAUUUUAGAUCAUCGGGAUACCCCUAUAAUAACGAUUUCAACAUAUACCUUGUCGAAUUCAAACACUACAUUUAAUAAAGGCAUACUGCACGCAAAGUCUUUUCGGAUCACAUUUUUAGUAGUAUACAGAUUGUUUUUUUGCUGAGUAGUAUCUAAGCAUAUGAUACAUGCAUUGGAUCUAGAUACACAUGUAUAUAAACCAAGUUUUCAAUAUGGAUGAAAAUUACAGUAUAGUGAUACAGACUUGUUGAAUUAUUGAACUGCUUUUUUUAAAGAUUAUAAUUGAAGAGCAUUUCAAACAUCUCUGUUCAAUGGUUCACGUGUGCAACAAUGAGUGGAACAAUAUCACCAGUGUUUCUAAUAUUGCUUUGCCAGUUUGGAUUAUCGAUGCAGGCUUGUCAAGAGUGCAUGUGUUGUAAGGAUCCCUCAUUUACAUGUGGCUCAAAUAACAAGUGUUUAACAGGAUGCAUAGAUGGUUAUUACACGGAGAAAUGCACAAAACAAUGUCUGGAUAACUGUAAAACCUGCGUUAAUGGUAAUGAAUGUACAAACUGUAAAGCUGGUUUUUAUACUAACAAAUGCACUUUAUCAUGUGGUAAAGGUUGUGUUAAUAACACAUGCAAUAUAUUGUCUGGUGAAUGCGCUUGUUCGGGUAAUAAGUAUGGUGUUAAAUGUAAUGAAACAUGCCCUAGUAACUGUGACACUUGCAUAUCAGCCACAGAAUGUUCAAGGUGUACAAACACGGUGUUUUACGGAUCAUAUUGUCAGUAUAGAUGUUCAGUUGGUUGUGUCGAUGGAACAUGUAAUAAAGGAACAGGGCAUUGCAUGAACGGAUGUAAAUCUGGUUAUAUUGGUGAUAGAUGUGACACAUGCUCACAUGGAAUUCAUGGUAAGGAUAACAAUUGUGAUUUAAAUUGCCCGGACAAUUGUUCUGCUUGUGUUUCGGCGACAAACUGUACCGAAUGUAAGACCAGCCUUUACGGUGAAAGAUGUACAAAUACUUGUCCAUCUGGUUGUAAUGGAAAUUGUUCACGUACUGAUGGUCGAUGCUUUGAGUGUAAAUCGGGAUUUGUCGGGAAAUUUUGUGACACAUGUAUAAAUGGAUCAUAUGGAGUUAAUUGUUCCAGAUUGUGCCAUGAAAUAGACCAACAUUGCCAAGUGUGUAACACAAAUAAAUCAGGUAUUUAUCAGGGUUGUACGAAAUGUGACAGUAAAUAUUACCUAGACAUACCUUUUGGAUAUAACCAUAGUAUAUGUAAAGAUUGCGCAAAAAACUGUGAAGUUUGUGACCAACACACUGGGACAUGUUAUGAGUGCAAUCAUAAUGUAUUCUCACAUAAUUGCUCAAACAUCUGUAGCACUAAUUGCAAUAAUACCGGCAAUGGCCGAGUCUGUACACUGGAUACAGGGAAAUGUCUACAUGGAUGUAAAUUACUGACCAAUUACGGGGAAUAUUGUAAGAAAAAUUGUAGUGAAGCUUGUAACAAUAAAGGUUGCGACUGGACAACGGGACAUUGCUCAGAAGGAUGUGCAAUAAACUACUACGGAUUGUUUUGCAACAAUACAUGUGCUGCUACAUGUCAGUCGAAGAAUGAAAACAACCGUACAUGUGAUGAUGUUAGCGGAAAUUGUUUGUUUGGAUGCAAAGACGGAUUCUAUGGCGAAAAAUGUGACAAUAAAUGCAGCAGUCAAUGUGUAAAUGUAACUUGUGACAAGGUUACAGCCGAAUGUCUGUAUGGAUGUACUGACGGAUAUGAAGGACCGAAAUGUGGUCUGGCUAUCAAAGGUGAUGAAUCGGAAGAAAAGAACUCACUUGUCAUUAUUGCAGCAUCUGCCGGCGCUGGUGUUGCUGUUAUAGUCUUGCUGGUGAUUUUAGUAAUUUGUAUUAUAAAACGGAACCGAAGACAAAAAUUAUCUUCCAAUACAAAAUGUGAAGAAAACGAUUAUGUACUUGAUAUGAAAGAUAUUCAAAAACAAACUGACGAACCAGGUGUUAUAUACGCCAAGCCUUUCAAACCAAAACAGGAAGCUGGAGGUGAUGUCGGGAAAGAAUAUGAAACUGCAUAUGACGGUGAUAAAAAAAUACCUGCUAUUGACAAUGGCUAUACUGCGGUAAACAUAGGAACAUCUGCAAAUGAGAAAAGUAAGAGUUUUGAGGUUUGUGAUAUUGCACACGAUAACAAACCGUUAAGUGGCAACAAUGAUUAUGCUGUGGUAAACAAAGGGAAGUCGACUGUGAAAGAAAACGAAUGUUUUAAGGACGUAUAUGAUACAACGCAUGACAACAAAAAGAACAAACAACCUUUAAGUAGUAAUAAUGAAUAUGCCGUACUAAGUGUAAGAUCUGACAACACUAAAGGCUUCGGCAAAUCAAACCUGACACAACCAGAUGAUGUUUACGACUCUGCAGAAGGAGGGAAACACAAAACAAUGUCUCAUCCAAGCAACGAUUAUGCUGUAUUUAAUUCCAACAAUGGGGAUAAGCAUGGAAAUGACAAAGCUAAUACAUUAUAUGACACUGCAACCGAAAAGAAAAUGCGACCAGGAAACAAUGACUAUGAUUUUUGUGAACUACAUACUGACUAAUCAUUGACAAAACAUUAUUUACUUGAUAGAAUUAUCAAAAAUUCUUUACGUGUAUUAAUCACAAAAAAGUCUACAUUUUAAGCUUAACUACGUUGAAUUCGAAUUUCGAACGGUGUUGAUUUUUUACUUGUUAGGCUAAUUUUAUACGCUGAAUAUUGCUUUAAAUUUUAAAUAAUUUGUAUGAGUUUACAUUCUGUGAUUUUACCUAUAAACUUUUCUCAUAUAUUGUAUGUUAGAAAUGAUUGAUUCAGGAAUAAAACAUUAGUUGCUAGGGUCUUUAUAGAUAUUGAUAUGCCACUAACGUUUAUCUUAAGUGAAGCUUUAAGGGAGAAUGCUUUGGUUGAGCUAUUUAAGUCUUUUCUUGCAAUGUUCUACAGCAUGUGCAUGUUUUUUCCCCAAAAAUAAAUCGAUAAUACACAAUGUUAUAAACAGACGAUUUUAUAGAAAACAAUGUUACACAAUUUUAGUUAAAACAUUAUUCAACAUGAUUUACAUUUUUGAUAAUCUUUAAAAUGCAUAGUAUUACAUUAAAUUGUAUUUUAUGAGCUGUAUAAAGUUUUAACUCUAACUUUGGAAGGAAAACUAUUUCUCUGAACAACACUAAUAACGAGUAUGUAUAAUAUGAUAGAAUUUGAAUAAAUGUUAGUGUUUUUUUUUCUAUCACGUAUUAUCGUUAUGAAUAUAAUUUAAUUAAAAGAUGUGGAUUAUAUCAUUGUAGAUCUUACAUGUAUGAAAACAAAUUUGUAAUGUUAUUACUAUUUUACCUUGUUUGAUGUCUUUGAAAGAUAACGAAAUUAUUAAAUGGUACAUGUACAUCUAUUUUGCCCAUAAAAUUUUAAGUUGCACAAACAAUUAUGAUGAAAAUCCGUAAAAUAGUUGCACACUAGUGAAUUAUUGUCCUGAUUUUUGUGUCGCCUCUACGGAGUAGUGGCAACAUAUAGGGAUCACUUCUCCGUCGUCUUUCUGUCCGUCUGUCCGUCUGUCUGUCCGUCUGUCCGUCACAAAACUUGUCCGGACUACUCCUCAUAAACUACUGGUGCAAUUUCAUCCAAACUUUACAGGAAUGAUUAGUACCAAGUCUAAUUGUGCAUAUUGUCAGCAUUUUCCGGUUCAAUGAUUUUUGGCAGAGUUAUGGCCCUUUAAUUAUUUUUAUUUUUAAAGUUUGUCCGGACUACCUCUCUUAUACCACUAAAGCAAUUUCAAUGAAACUUUACAGGAUUGAUCUGUAGCUCAAGUCCUUGCGCAUAUUGCACGGGUUUUCCGGUUGAAUGAUUUUUGGCCGAGUUAUGGCCCUUUGAUAAAAAGGUUUUUUUUUCUGUGUGUUGCCAGAUACGCAAAAGCUUGUCCGGCCUACUCCUCAUAAACUACUGGUGCAAUUUUAUCCAACUUUACAGGAAUGAUCAGUACCAAGUUUAGUUGUGCACUGUCCGUCUGUCUGUCCGUCUGUCACAAACUUUGUCCCAACAUGAAAUUGGCCAUCAUGAGGCGACACAUGUGAUUACUGAUCGCUCUUGUGAUAAUAUGUCUGCAUGUUAGAAAUUGCAUGUAUAUUGAACUGUUAUAUAAGAUUGUCUCAGAUAAUAAGCAUAAUAUCUUACAUACAUCGUUUUUAAGCCCUCAGUACGAGUAUUUGCGGUAUCUAAAAGUGUUUUAGUGGUUAGUAGAACAAUAAGAUUACAAUAAAACGAUUCAUUACUAUCACAAGUUUUACUUAUUUCAUGAUUAUUGUUGUAUAUAUAGAGGAUAUAUGUUUGUUUUGAAUGUAAGAUUGAAAUAUAUUUCACUGAGUGAACUUCAGAUGAAAAAAUAUCAUAGCUGGUGUUCACGAAUGAAAUAUAUUUCAAUUUUAUAUGUAAAACAACUACAUUUUCUUUUUAUUGUAUGCUUUUUAAGUGAUUUUAUGUAUUUAUUUUACUGAUUUUGCCGCAUAACGUCGUGCAUUCUCCUUAUGACAUAAUCACAUCAUGACGUCACAUCAUCAAUUUUGAAAUAUAGUUCUGUUAAACUUUCUUUAAUUUUGUUAUAUUUUUAACAUGAUGUAUGAUGACAUCCACUUUCUUUUCCUAAAGAUGCAAAGUUUACAUAUGAUGGCAUUUAUUUUUACCUGUUUUUCCAUUUAGUUAUGAUAUUCUUUUCAUAGGCAUUCAGAUAUAGUCCGGCUACAGUGAAAAUUAUAUUUAUAAAUUUCACUAGUGGUUUAUCAGAAUAUAAUCAUCUGAUAUAUCACAGUAAAACACUGGAAAGCAUGAAAUAAAUCUAUAUCUUUAAUCAUUCACAGCUACACAUUACAAUAAAUCCGAAUAAUAAAAUGUUACAAUGU
Molecule: messenger RNA, 5069 nt
Organism: Ruditapes philippinarum (Manila clam)
Lineage: Eukaryota; Metazoa; Mollusca; Bivalvia; Venerida; Veneridae
Product: multiple epidermal growth factor-like domains protein 10
Exons: 5
Coding region: 494-2749 (751 amino acids)
Source: RefSeq, a predicted model, not a curated record